UAUCCCUCCUGCUCGAUACCCUCGAUCGCGUCCCUCUUCCCACCCACGCCAUUGCCCGUUUUCGCCCCAAACCAUCGCGCCUUGUUGACCAAAUCCUCGUGAUACAAUUGCGAUUAGAGCCGGCUGAGAAGGCAACGACGAGGCCCGGCGUAAAAAAGAACUCCGCUCCGCUCCCAACCAAAACCAUUGAGGUAGAUAAUUCAUGGCAUCUUCCGAUGAUGAAGAGGUGGUAGUUACACAAUCCAUUACAAACUACCAUUUUGUGGACAAAGAUGGUGUUCCUAUCUCGUUUUCAACUUUACCGAUCAUUAUGGAUGAUGAAAAGGCGAAAGAUCCUAUACACGAAGUAUCGGUUCGUGGAACCAUGGAUGGAGGGCUUCAGUCGGUCUUCAAAGAUGUAGUUGCUUGGAGGUUGAGAUUGGAGGGCGAUGGUCCAGAGAUAUUUGUGCUUUCUAAGGACACCAAAUGGAUAAAACUGGAGAAGCCAAAGAAGAGCUAUGAGGAGUCCAUCAGAACAACAUUGAUAACAAUUCAUUUGCUUCAUUUUUCAAAAAAUAAUCCGGAAGCAUCUGUGAAGAGCUUUUGGGAACAUCUGCGCCAAGCCUUAAAUUCCUUUGAUGAUAGACCGAGCGAGGAUGAGUUCGAAAAAAAUAUUCAAUUGAUUAAGCUGUUCAUGGAGAGAGAUGAAGGCUUAGCCAAGUCACAGAUUCUGUUGACGUUUUUGGAGAACCCCAAAAAGGUUUUUGUCGAGGAUUUUCAUAAUAGUUUAGAAGAAAAGCCUUUUAUUAUUGAUGAUGAGUUGGAAGAUGGCAUUGGUAUUGAUGAUGGCGAGGAGUCCGAGGAAGAAUCAGACUUAUUUGAUUCUGUGUGCGCCAUUUGUGAUAAUGGUGGUGAAUUGCUUUGCUGUGAAGGAAGAUGCUUGAGGUCCUUCCAUGCAACUAGGAGAGCUGGAGAAGAUUCUGAUUGUGCAUCGCUUGGCCUCACCAGGUUUCAAGUUGAGGCUAUGCAAAACUUUUUGUGCAAGAACUGCCAGCUCAAGCAACAUCAGUGUUUUGCCUGUGGGAAGCUUGGUUCUUCUGAUAAAUCCGGAAAUCCUGAGGUUUUUUGCUGUGUUUCGGCGACAUGUGGUCGUUUCUACCAUCCCAAGUGUGUUGCUGAUUUGUUAUUUCCAGAAAAUAAAGUCGAAGCAACUGAGUUGGGGAAAAGAAUAGCUGGUGGGGAGUCUUUUACUUGCACAGUGCAUAGAUGUAUUGUUUGUAAACAAGUUGAAAACAAGGAGGUUGAGGAGUUGCAGUUUGCGAUAUGUAGAAGGUGCCCUAAGGCAUAUCAUAGAAAAUGUUUGCCAAGGAAAAUUGCCUUUGAGGACGAUGAAGAUGAAGACAUCAUCCAAAGGGCGUGGGAAGGGCUUCUUCCCAAUCGCAUCCUUAUAUACUGUUUGAAGCAUGAGAUUGAUGAGGAGCUUGGAACUCCCUAUAGAGAUCACAUCGUAUUUCCUGAACUUCAUGAAAAGAAAAGGGAAACGGAUGUCCAAAAACCUAAACCGAAGAAAUCUUUAGUGGCUUCUGCCAGAAUACCAGGCGAUCUAAAGUUUUCAAAAUUUGCCAAAAGAUUUGAGAAGGUUCCCGUGACUGAUUCAGAUGAUUCUAUGUCAACUGGUGGUAAAGUAUUUACGCAAAAAGUUUUGGACUCUAAGUGGGAAAUUCCUAAGAAUGAUGCAAAAUCUGCUGUGAAGAGACUUGAAUCAACGGAAUUAAUGGAAUUUGGUUCAACAAAAUUUGCUAAACCAAUUCUUGACGGUGACAAGGCUUUAACUGCCAAGGCGAAAGUUUCAAAAUCUGCAGUUGCUGUGCACGGGAAACUUAUUAAUACAGCUCCGAAGAUAUUGCCUGAAAUAAGAAAAGAUAUUCUUUCUUUAGUGGAAGAAGAAUCAUCUUCAUUAACUCAAGAUGACAUCCGGAAAAUGCUCUCAAGACCUUCCACUUAUGGAUCUUCUGCAGGACAGAUUGAUAAGAGUAUCACACUUGGAAAAAUUGAGGGUGCAAUUGAGGCUGUUCGCACUGCUUUGGAGAAAUUAGAAGGAGGUGGAAAUGUGGAGGAUGCUAAAGCUGUGUGCGAGCCUGAAAUUCUUAAGCGUUUAAUCAAGUGGAAUGUUAAACUGAAAGUAUAUCUUGCACCUGUUCUACAUGGUGCACGCUACUCAUCAUAUGGCCGUCAUUUUACGAAGUUUGAUAAGCUUCAGGAGAUUGUUGAUAAGCUCCAGUGGUAUGUACAAGAGGGUGACAUGAUAGUCGAUUUCUGUUGCGGUGCAAAUGAAUUCAGUAUUCUGAUGAAAGAAAAGCUGGAUUCUACUUCAAAGAAAUGCUCAUUUAAGAACUAUGACAUUCUUCAAGCCAAGAAUGAUUUCAACUUUGAGAUGAGAGAUUGGAUGACAGUUCGACCUGAUGAAUUACCAACUGGGUCAAGAUUGAUUAUGGGCCUCAAUCCUCCAUUUGGAUUAAAUGCUCGUCUGGCGAAUCAAUUUAUAGACAAAGCUCUUACUUUCAAGCCAAAGCUUCUUAUUCUUAUUGUUCCAGAAGAAACUCGGAGGUUAGAUCAGAAGAAUCCACAGUAUGACUUGAUCUGGGAGGACCGCGCAACCCUCUCUGGGAAGUCAUUUUAUUUACCUGGUUCGAUCGAUGUGCAUGACAAGCAAAUUGAGCAGUGGAAUGUGAAACCGCCAGUUCUCUACUUAUGGAGUCGCCCUGACUGGACAUCAAAGCACAAGAGCAUAGCUUCGAUUCAAGGUCACACGUCCACGCUCCUACCAUCUCUCGUCCACAAAGAUUCUCAAACAAAUAGCGGAGAAGAAGCUUCUAUAGCUAAUAGGACCACGGAAGAGAAGCACAAGAAGGAUGCUAAUCAAGGGGACAAAGAAAGCAUGCCGCUAAAGCAGAAGGGCCAUGCAUCCUCGGAGCCUGCCUCUGGAUUUGAAGCACAAAUUCAAGCUGAACGGAACGAAGAGAGUCCUGAACAGCAAGAAGCUGGCAGCAAAAAGAAACAAAUCCAGGAAAGACCCAAGAAGAGGGAAGCUGGUUCAGUUCAGAAAGAAGAAUCAAGUGGGAGAGAAGUUCCCAACAAGCAGCAGCGUUCAGAAGAACGGCCUGAGAAGAAGAGUGCUGUUCCAGGGGGAAAGGAUGACAAGCCAGACCCAGGCAAAAAAAAUUCUGAGCAAAGCAAGAAGCGGAAAUCUUCGGAAUCGCGCAAGGAUAAUUCUGAAAUGUCUAAGGAGGAGCAAAAACAUCCUAAGAAAGUGAAAGGAGGAAACUCAUCAGAACAUGGCGUGAGCAUUUCGCCACCUGAUAGAAGGGAGCCAGCAGAUCUUUCUGUGACUAAGUCGGGAGCCUUCGAAGUUCCUUUUGACAGGGGAACCAGUCAUGGCGCAUAUUCUGGCUCCGGAAUCGAGAUGAGAAAUAUUUCUUCGGUUGGGCGGCCUUCCAGCAUCCAUGACGAUCCAGAUCUGAUUCCUAGGAGGUAUAACAGCGCAGAAAGGGAUAGCUUCUACAUGAACAGCCCCCAUGGCCCAUCUGUAACCGAGGCUUACACGGAUGAAAGGCUUCGGGGUUAUAAUACUAUAGACCCUUUCAACCCAAAUCCCUAUGCGAGAAAUGGGUACGGAAGACCUGAUUCAGAUUCAAGAACGCAAUCUAGAACUUACGGUUUGCAAAGCGACGAAGUCUCAAACAGUUACGGAAGAUCCUCUGAUACUGAUUCAAGGCCGCAGUUCGGAAGUUACAGUCUGCAUGCUGAAGAAGUCAGAAAUGGUUAUGGAAGGCCGAUCGAACCAGAAGGACGAACACAGAUUAGAUCUUACGGUCUUACUGACGAUGCGGAUUUAGGGAACAGGUACUCAUUGGGAGGUUCGGGAUCUCAAUCACUGGGGCAGCCGAGUCUGUACCCUUCGUCUUCUUACAGGUUCCUAAGUCCUUCUCCAGAGGCAUCAGCUAUGCAGAGAUAUGCGCCUCAGCUUGAUGAGAUGAACCAUUUGAGGGCUCAACCUAUGAGUCCCGGCAUUCCCUUUCCUUCCAGGGUUAACAUCCCACCGGAUUCUUUUGGCUUCGCACCCGGAGCUGCUUCUUCAUAUCCAAACCAUCGCUCCUUUGGUGGUGGUGGUGGUGGUGUUGGUGGUGGUUGGAUUGAUAAUUGAUGCUUCUUACAGAUUUUUGUGCUCUGGUAUCAUAGUUUUGGACUUGUUGGAGCUUGUAUAAUGCCUUUUAAAUUGCUGGAUUUCUAACGCUGAUAUUUCCCGAGGAACUUUUUUAUAGUAAAUCUUCAUGAAUAUUCUUAAUUCCCUA
Phalaenopsis equestris is the source of this 4331-nucleotide messenger RNA. Its product is annotated as protein ENHANCED DOWNY MILDEW 2. NCBI's taxonomy places the organism in Eukaryota, Viridiplantae, Streptophyta, Magnoliopsida, Asparagales, Orchidaceae. The transcript is spliced from 19 exons. The coding region runs from base 203 to 4183 and encodes 1326 amino acids. The record is from RefSeq and is a predicted model, not a curated record.